UAAUUUACCGUAAUUCGGAUCCGUUAAGGUACUGAAGGACUCACAGCUGAACCAUGAACAUAAGCAAAGUAACCAUGGAUGCAAUAAAAUUAGCAAAACGUACUCUUCGUAAUGAGUUGCAAGAUUUAAUUAAUAAAAUUAGUAAUGAAGAAAAAAUACGACAAUCUAAUGCCGUUUACAAUAAGUUAAUUAAUACACCGGAAUUUAAAUCAAGUGAAAAAAUAUCAGUCUACUUAAGUACUGAAAAUGAAAUAAAUACAAUACCAAUUUUGGAGUACUUAUUUAAAAAUAAUAAACAAGUUUUCGUACCAAAAUAUCAAGGCAAAAAUAUGAUGAUGGUAAAAUUAUAUUCAAUGGACGAUUACAAUAAAUUGCCGCUUACCAAAUGGAAUAUUAAACAACCCGCUAAUGAUGACAAUACACGAGAAGACUGUUUUGAAACAGGUGGAUUAGAUUUAAUAAUUUUACCUGGUGUUGCAUUCACGAAUACGGGAAAGAGAUUAGGACACGGGAUGGGAUAUUAUGAUAAAUUUAUCGAGAACUGCAUUAAAUCACAACAAAAGAAACCAUUUUUAGUUGCGGUGGCUUUUAAUGAACAAAUUAAAAUAGACAUUCCUACUACUGAUAAAGAUAUGAAUCUCGAUAUGGUGAUAACAGAAAAAUCAACAUAAAAAUUUUUAAACGAUAACCCGAAAAAAAAAGUUUGAAAAGCGCCGACUAUUUUUAAACAUCAAGAGUCACGCAACGAAGAACUUUUUUGUAAAAUUUUUUUAAACUUUUAAAGUAGAAGUUCAAGGGAAAAAUCAGUGAUUAAUUGAUUACUAUUAAAAAUGAUACUGAAAGUAGGAGACAAAAAAAUUUAUUUGUUGUAGAUAAACAACUAAAACAGUCAUAGAAAAAAUUUUUGUGAUUCGACUGCUUUUGGGAAAGCCCGGAGGAGAGCCUAAAAUUUUCGGCUGUCAUAUUAGCAUCUAUAAGCGAAACAUUUCAGAAAUCUAGUCAUCCAAUAGAUUGUUUUCUUUAAAAUUUUUUCUUCAUUGUUUGAAAAACUUGUGAUCUUCAGAAACAUGAAAAAUUUUUUUUACUUGCAAUUUAUUUACAAAAAUUAAAAAAUUGUGUCUGCUACUUUCAGUAUCAUUAUCAGAAUAUGUUUAAAAAUAAAAGAUUCAAAAAUAGUUUUUUCUGACCGUAUUUACACUGAAAAAAAUUAUGAAACCUGACAUUUUUAAUGGAGAGUCAAAAAAGUUUAAAAACGUUCAUUUAUUAGGUUCCAUAACAAUUGAUCCCACUGACAAUUAAUUUUCUAGUUCAUCAGUUUCGUCAAGAUUUUCAUAACUAUUAUUAUCAUCAUCUUCAAAACCUUCAUAUUCAUAAUUUUAAACCGAAUGUCGAUGGGAUCAAUUUGUAGGAGUCACUUGUGGUAUAAAAUUGUUAGGAUCAGUUUACGGCACACCCAUUUAUCGUAAUAAAUAAAUUGUUUUUUUAUUUCUUUGCAUUUUCAGAAAUUUAAAAAUCGUUUAAAAAAAGUUGGUUAACAAUUCAUCUUGAUCACGUCCAGAAAAUUUAAAUAUCUAAAAUGUAUCACGGGUAUUAUGGACAAAUUGAUCGAUCAAUUAAUCAAACAGUAAUUUGUUGAACGACGUUUCGUCACUUUAUUAUUGUGACUUUCAAGUUUUUAUAGUUCAUUAAUAUGUCACGUUUCGGUUUAUAAUUUUCAAUGCUUUUUAAUAAAUGACUGUGAAUGUACCAGACAUUAAACAAAUUUAAAGUUAUAAGUAAAUAAUUUAUUUUUAAAUUUUUUAAAUGCGCAUUUUUUUAAAAUUUUAUUUCAUUAAUUAUUUACUCUAUUUAUUGAUAAUUUUAAAUUUGUCUAAUGUCUGCUACAUUCACACUCAUUUUAAUAAAAAUAAUAUAAAUUAAUUAAAAAUUUAUAAA
Microplitis demolitor is the source of this 1935-nucleotide messenger RNA. It is a transcript of the gene Mthfs, whose product is annotated as 5-formyltetrahydrofolate cyclo-ligase. The transcript is spliced from 5 exons. Bases 54 to 671 code for a protein of 205 amino acids. Lineage: Eukaryota; Metazoa; Arthropoda; Insecta; Hymenoptera; Braconidae. The record is from RefSeq and is a predicted model, not a curated record. Gene Ontology annotation, molecular function: 5-formyltetrahydrofolate cyclo-ligase activity. Gene Ontology annotation, biological process: folic acid-containing compound biosynthetic process; tetrahydrofolate interconversion. Gene Ontology annotation, cellular component: mitochondrion.